Molecule: messenger RNA, 1661 nt
Organism: Cannabis sativa
Lineage: Eukaryota; Viridiplantae; Streptophyta; Magnoliopsida; Rosales; Cannabaceae
Exons: 3
Coding region: 263-1579 (438 amino acids)
Molecular function (GO): zinc ion binding; nucleic acid binding
Source: RefSeq, a predicted model, not a curated record
CCCUCGUAUAUUUAUCUCUAUGAGGAAUGAGAGUGCUUUAACAAUAAUUCGAAACAAAAACAAACAAAAUUUCAUGACAACAUCUGGAGAUUCGCAAUUCGGAUAACCCACACGCGCGACAUAAGCGCGUGCAAAACACGCAACCCUUCUUUUAAAAUUGAAAAAAUGCCACUCCGUACACACACACACAGUCCCUUGGUUAGUCGCUCUUCUGUUCAUUCAAGAAACACUCUUUUUCCUCAUACGUUUUCUCAUCCUUUCUAUGCGAUUUUCCAUGGAGUUCAAAUUUCGAGCCGUAGAUCAUAGACCUCACCCACCGCUAUUCAACUCCUCCGCACCACCUUUCUCAGCCCAACAUUUCUUACCGCCGAUGAAUUUCAUGCCCGACACCCGACCGAUCCCUUCUAAUGGCCUUCCCUUUGGUGAUUUUCGCUAUUACCCUGGCCCAACUUGUGACCCGGUCGGGAGAUUGAAUACCGCGUCCGUUCUUGAGUUCGGGAGGGAGCGUGCGAGUGAUGACAUUAUCUUGUCCGAGAUCGCAAGGCGACGAGAACUCGAGAUGGUGUUGCGUCGGGAUAUCAUGUUGCUGGAGCAAGAAUUCGACUUGCGAAGAGAUACCACUUCUAAAGGGUUGGUUCGAUGGGGAGAAACACAGUACAGUAACCACAGGUUUCCAAUGGUGGACUCGUUCCAUGAGCGUCUAACUGUAUUUGAAGCAGUUCCCUUGGUUAAGCCUCUGGACAACAUUGGCUUAAACAUAGACACUACUCCAGCGGCGCCUGAGAAGGACAAAUUGAUCGUUCUGGCUAAGCCUAACCCGAAUGAUUUUGGGGCGAAGAGGAAAGCUACAACACCACCUGCAUUGGAUGAAAAUGAGGAACCUCCGUUUGGUAUGAAAAAGAAACCUAAGGAGGAAUGGAGUUGUGCACUAUGCCAGGUUACUGCAACAAACGAGAAAAAUUUGAAUCAACAUCUGCAAAGUAAGAAGCACAAAGCCAGGGAAGCGAGACUGUUACCUAAAAAGAAUGGUAAUUGCUCCAUCAAUGUGCCAUUGAAGAAAACUGGUAAUCCAUCGAAGCCACCGAUGAAGUGUACUGAGACUAGCAGUGCUUUAGAAGUGAAGGCUGAUGAAACUGCUUCUACACUGGAGCUCCCAGACUGCGUUGUUUUAGAAGUGAAGGCGGAAGUAGAAGAGAAACCCCUUGAGCUAAACGAAACUGCUGAGAAUUUGGAAUCUACACUGCAGCCGCCAAUCCCUGAAGUUGCAAAUGAAGGCGAGAUAAUUGAGACAGUGCAAACUGAUGAAAAGGCAGUGAAGGAGAAAAAGAAUAAGCCAAAGAAUUUCCAGUUCUGGUGUGAAAUGUGUCAGGUUGGUUGUUAUAGUUUAAAAGUUAUGGAUGAUCACCAACAAGGGAAGAAGCACAAGAACAAGCUUUGUUUUUAUAAACCAAAGGAAACUUGUGUAGUUGACUUGACAACUAAUGUCUCAUUUGUUGAAAAGCAAGACCCGAUUUCGGAAAUUCAAGCAAAGGAAAUGUUUCAAGUCCCAAAAGUGGAGAAUCAAGCUGGAAGACCCUGAUGUAGAAAAUCAAGUAAAUGAGGAGACUGAUGAUGAUAUCUCAAAUACAGAUAAAUCAUAACCAAUUCUAGAGCAUGCUUAG